Vitis vinifera (wine grape) is the source of this 2455-nucleotide messenger RNA. Its product is annotated as probable folate-biopterin transporter 2. Lineage: Eukaryota; Viridiplantae; Streptophyta; Magnoliopsida; Vitales; Vitaceae. The transcript is spliced from 7 exons. The record is from RefSeq and is a predicted model, not a curated record. The coding region runs from base 687 to 2207 and encodes 506 amino acids.
GAAAUGGGUAUAACAAAUUUUGUAAGAAAAUAUUUUUGUCCAAAAAAUUUAUUAUUCUUAAUUUUUGUGGAAAAAUGAGGAUUAUUUUUUCGAAAUAAAGAUUAUUUUAACUUUUUAGUGUCCCAUUUUUGAAUGAUUCUUGAUUAUCAUAUUUGUAGGAUUUCACGUGUUCGUAUGAAUAUAUUUUUGUAUUUAUUAAUUUAUGUAUGAAUUUCAUUGGGUUUAGUAUAUUGUGGUGAUUCGGAAAGGAAAGUGGACGUUGACCCGGCAGAAUUUGAUUGGAGAGGAGGGGAAGUUUACUAAGUUUGUAUAUACAAUUCUCUGUAAGAAAGCUGAUGAGAUUUGAAAACAGUUGGAUGGUCAAGUCAAAUCUGGUGUGUCUGAGGGACUCUUUAGCUGCGGUGGUUUUUGAUCUCUUUUUGUCUUAAUUUUGAAAACAUUUUGUUUUCUUCUCUCAAAUGAGUCUCUAGGAGUUUAUUUUAGGGAAAUUAGCAACACCCAUGUCAAAAUAUACGAGUUUUGUUGGGAGUUUCUGUAUGGGUUUCAUGUAAAUCAAUCAGAAAAAAGACAAAGAAACCAAGUUCAGGAGUGUCAGUAUUUCUUUGAGAGAUUUCAAUCAGUUUCAAGGUACCCUGUUCAAGAAAGUGUGAUUUCUGAGCUGGGUGGUUGUCGUCUUCAAGAAGUGAAUGAUAGUGGAGGAGGAGAAUCCUCCAACACCCAGUGAGGUUGUGGAGGAAAAUGAAUCCAAUGGAGGAUUCUGUGAUUUCAUCUGUGCUCCAAUCUAUUGGUUCAAAAUGCUUGCCAUGGAACUGCAUUGGAGUUUUGUAUUUGGGGUUGUUGCAGUUUAUGGGAUAAGCCAAGGACUGGGUGGUGCUUUGGCUCGUGUCGGCACAGAGUAUUAUAUGAAGGAUGUUCAGAAGGUUCAACCUUCUGAAGCACAAAUUUAUGGAGGAAUAACUUCUAUUCCUUGGCUUGUCAAGCCUCUUUGGGGUCUUCUCACAGAUGUGCUCCCAAUCGUUGGGUAUCACAGAAGGCCUUAUUUCAUUUUAGCCGGUCUUCUUGGUGUGAUCUCUAUGCUCGUGUUAUCAUUUCACAAAGACCUGCAUCUUGUACUCGCAUUGUUCUCUUUAACAGCAGGAAGUGCUGGGGUAGCAAUAGCAGAUGUCACCAUUGAUGCCUGCGUGGCUCAGAACAGUAAUCUACACCCUUCUCUUGCAGCUGACAUGCAAAGCCUGUGUGCACUAAGUUCAUCAGUUGGUGCACUAGUGGGAUUCUCUAUUAGUGGUAUUUUUGUCCACCUCAUAGGCCCUACGGGGGUGUUUGGCUUGCUGACUAUCCCGGCUACACUUGUACUUCUAGUUGGAAUUGUUCUUAGUGAACCCCACACGCCUAACUUUGUUUACAGACAGGUAAACCAAAAGUUGCUUGACGCUUGCAAGGCAAUGUGGACAACAUUGAAAUACCCAGAUGUGUGGAGACCAUGUUUGUAUAUGUACUUAUCCCUCGCAUUGAGCUUGAAUAUCCAUGAAGGCUUGUUCUAUUGGUAUACAGACUCUAAGGAAGGUCCAUUAUUCUCUCAGGAGACUGUUGGCUACAUAUUCUCAAUUGGCUCAGUUGGCUCCCUUUUAGGUGCCAUACUCUACCAAUAUACUCUAAAGGACCACCCCUUCCGGGACUUGCUCUUCUGGACUCAGUUGCUUUAUGGUUUAUCAGGAAUGCUGGAUUUGAUACUGGUGCUGCGUCUCAACUUGAAGUAUGGCAUACCAGAUUAUUUCUUCAUUGUCGUUGCUGAAGGUGUAUCUCAAAUGAUAGGACGGCUCAAAUGGAUGCCACUUCUUGUCCUCAGCUCCAAGCUUUGUCCCCCUGGCAUUGAAGGCACAUUCUUCGCCUUGCUUAUGUCAAUUGACAACCUUGGAAUACUCUCAUCCUCAUGGGGAGGUGGCUUUCUACUCCAUAUCUUGAAGGUGACUCGGGUACAAUUUGAUAAUCUGUGGAUGGCGAUUUUGAUCCGAAACAUACUGAGACUUAGCCCACUUGCUCUGCUGUUCUUGGUACCCCGUACUGAUCCCAACUCUUCCAUUAUUCCCUCCCAAAUCCUCCAGAAUACCAAGCAGGCUGCCCAUGCUUCACACCCUGAGAAUGAGAAUAAAAAUGAGGAUGGCAAUAUUGAAUUGCUUCCUCUUGUUAACAAUGUUGAUAGUAGAUGAUACAGCCUAAACUAUUAGCCAAACAGCCCUCAUUGUCAUGCCCACAUCCACAGAUUAUCAAAUUUGUUGUUAGCCUAAUUUAUGAUUUUUAUCUUUUUUUGUCUCCUGGCAAUUUCUCAUCUGUCCUCCACUAGUUCAAUAUUUUGUUGCAAAAAUUUUGGCUGGUUUUGAACAGGAUUUGAUUAAGUUAAUGCAAAUUAUCUGAGAAUUUUGAAAAUAAUGCAUUUUUAUAAGUUAUAUAUGAAAGA